Molecule: messenger RNA, 516 nt
Organism: Zychaea mexicana
Lineage: Eukaryota; Fungi; Mucoromycota; Mucoromycetes; Mucorales; Lichtheimiaceae
Product: mitochondrial import protein Pam17
Exons: 2
Coding region: 1-516 (171 amino acids)
Biological process (GO): protein import into mitochondrial matrix
Cellular component (GO): PAM complex, Tim23 associated import motor
Source: RefSeq, a predicted model, not a curated record
AUGGCAACCACUACUACUAGCGGCAAGAGUGACAACGAAACGCUCAUUCCAACAUGGGAUGCUUAUUUUGAAUUACGGUCCAAGAGGCGCAAGUAUGAAAUAGUCUCGUACUUUCCAAGCACGGUGGUACCAAUGAUCGGCACGGGCGCAUAUUUUAUGCAGCUUGUAAUCGACCCGUUUUCGACGUUUAUGGGCUUGGAUCCAUUGAUGGCGGCUGGCGUAGCAACUAUCGGCGCUGGAUUUUGUGGAUACUUGAUGGGACCAGUGCUAGGCGAUGUGGGAUUUAAAUGCAUGAAUCGAAAAUACGUGGCGGCAAUGGAUGAGCGUGAUAAGGCAUUCUAUGAACAUGUUAAACGAAAUCGAUCAAGUGCGCGUCUCAAUUCGAUCCGUAACCCCGUUCCUGACUACUAUGGCGAAAAGAUCAACUCGGUAGCUGAAUACCGGUCAUGGUUGAGAAAACAACGUGAACAUUAUCGCAAAGGUGUCUUUGGUGGCAAUCUGGACGAGACUGCGUAA